Messenger RNA from Klebsormidium nitens, 2095 nucleotides. The record is from the annotation of a GenBank genome assembly. NCBI's taxonomy places the organism in Eukaryota, Viridiplantae, Streptophyta, Klebsormidiophyceae, Klebsormidiales, Klebsormidiaceae.
GUGCUGGACACUUUGAGCUGCUCAUCAGCGCAAUUGUCCCAUUGUUUCUUGCCUGGCAUCAAAAGGAUUCUAGAGCUGCAAGAGGAGCCAUAUUAGCCCUGCUGACUGGCUGACUGUGCUUGUGAUCAGCAGCUUCCCAAUGAUAGGAGCUGACAGAGCACUCGGAGUCUCUAACUGGCUCCCUCUAGAUGAUUUGACAGGUGCGGGAGCAUCAGCCAGCGAGUUACAACUUACAGUUAGGCGGGAGUUAGGCAGAGUGCCACGUGCCUCGGUGUUUGGCAAUUCAAGUUGAGUGCAUAAAGACGUCAAGAGGGAAGCUGAGGCAGCCUGAGAUUUACGCUGACCAGUAGUACUUGUAGAACGUCAGAAGCAGCUAGACAGACUGCGAAGCUGGCUUUGUUCCCCUCAUGAAUACCUCUUGAAGCUUCUGUCUAUCAGACUGCAAACCGUUUGCCCGCUAUGGCAUCCACAACUGCAAAGUUGCGUGGUUCUGUGAAGCUUCUCCCUUCUCACUGCAACUCCAGCUUGUUCGACAGAGGCCAGAUGCUGAGCAAAGUAAAGGUGACGUCGAAAAGAAGCCGUCGCAGCUUGAAUCUUGGCAGUCUUGACUCAGCGCCAACAAAAACAUCCCUGAUCACCAGCAAACUCAACCAUGGCUGGGGACAGCAAAGCUUUAGUAGGACCAAGUACUCAGCCUACUUUUUGCUUCUGAGAGGGGCAGAUGAGGAGGGCCCACGACAGCAGCCAGGUUGGGGCUGGAUGAUGAGAAGCAAUCGACUAACGGUGUCCACGAGUGUCUCUCCAAGCGACAUCCUCAACCCCAAAAACUACCCCGACUUCGAUGCCCGUGCGGAACGAGAUGUUGGGUCCUUUGUUUCCAAGCUCUGCGCUCUAAGGAGGUGCUUUGUGACAUAUACCUCCCCUGCUGAUCUACUUGGGUUUGGCAACAUGAACCGUUGGCAUGAAUACGCCAAUUUGUACUUGUUGGUCCCAGAGGGAAGCUUUCAAGUGGAGAGUACCGAGCAGCCACUGAAGCCAGGCGACUUGCAAAGGAUGAUAGAGGGCGCGCAACAAGGGGGCGCCUGGGCGUUCCGCGGCUCCGAUAACGACGGCUGGGUCAUCCUUUUCGACGACUUGGGUGAGCCGCUCGUGCUCCACACACAUUCCGAACCGUCGAAGGAGUCGGCGGAAGUCGGCAACAACGAGGAUUCGGGGAACGCGGGGACGGUGAAUGUCGAAGCCGUCUUCAGGGCCUUUGAGGAAGUGUCGAGCAACCCCGCGAUGUGGGAUCCCUCCACCCGAUCCCUCUUCGUAUACAUCACGGACAAGACGGCUGCUUAUGACGCGUACGUGACGCUGAGUGAGCGCGCACGUGACGUCAUUCUCAUCGACGCGCGGCGCCACAGGGCUUUCUACGGACACCAGGAAGAGGGCAGUCUGAUGCAUUCGUUCAAGGUGCUCGAGGACCUCGCGCGUGACUGGCAUACCUUUGGGUCGCCCCCUCCACCGCCACCCCACUUCCCUAUUGGCGACCACCUGGAAUAGUGGCCCGAAGACCUCAACUCGAAGAGGGUCUGAUUAGCGCACUUUGCCAGGUCUUCAAGCCGAGGACGCAACGGAGCCAGAAGCUACCGACUUGGAAGCGGGUUAGGAUGAUGGUUAAUUGUGAAGUCACAUAUAGAAGCGGUGCAUCCUAAGAUACGGUUCAUCUUUUUUGGGUUCAAAUCUUACAUAGGCGGUAUGUAUGAAGUUAGUGCAAUAGGGCACAGUACUAUUAGUAAAUCAGCUGUGUAGGAUGUUGGCUGGGUGAAAUGUAAGAGGGCAGGCUGCUGGCGACCGAUUACCAAGAGAGCAUGACCUACAUAUGCUCGCAACUUCGGAUUGACUCUGCUUGUCAAUCAAUACGGCCCGGGUACUAUGCUUGUAACUUGCGAUCCAAGCUGCAAAAGCGAAGAGAAUAAUCAAGCGCCUGAUGAGACGUAACGUCUUGGUUGAACUAUGUCGUAUAGACAGCGACUAGGCGAAUGAACGGAACCAAGAAUGCUGUCAGGAGCUUGUAUCAUUAUCUAGGUUAUACAGGAUGUUUCAUCGAACG